This is a messenger RNA of Harpegnathos saltator (Jerdon's jumping ant), 5063 nucleotides long. RefSeq lists its product as uncharacterized. NCBI's taxonomy places the organism in Eukaryota, Metazoa, Arthropoda, Insecta, Hymenoptera, Formicidae. Bases 251 to 4447 code for a protein of 1398 amino acids. The transcript has 13 exons. The record is from RefSeq and is a predicted model, not a curated record.
UUCUCUCUCUCUCUCUCUCUCUCUUUCUCCCUUUCUCUCUCUCUCUCUCUCUCGCUCGCUUUCGCCUCCCGUUCUGUGCGGUGUUUUAAUGUGUGCACCGAGAAACUCUAUCCAGAAGAAGCCGCGCGCCGUUCGCCAACGGGAUUAGCCGAAGCUGUCGCCCGACUGGAAUGCGGAACGCGAUCCCUGAGAUCCUGGGACGGGUGAUGAUGUAACGGGACUUUCGCUGUCGCUGGGCGGUGAGGCAAUAAUGUCCACACAAUGCAACCGCUUCGUGCAAAACGCCUGGAAGAAGGAGCUCUGUUCGAAUUGUUUCAAGCCGAAAGAGGAGCACGCGGCGGCUGACGAAAUCUUGAGGCUCAACGUCGAGAAGGCUUCCACAAAUCUGAAGAUCGAUCAACUUCAACUGCAGAGUAUCCUACGCGGCAAGGCGGUCUGUCGUAAGGACCAACGGAAGAAGAACGUUGGUUUCCCCGAGUCGCUUACCGAGAUCAUCGGCUACGGCGGCGAUGAUUUCUUCUCUGACGGUGGAGAGAACAACGAUGGGUUCCAGGUCGACUCGGGAGCGAGUCCGGACGACGAAGCGCCGGACAGCGAGGAGGAACGCGCGUUGGGCAACUUGACCCGCGCGAACACCAAUUUCAACACGAUCACCGCGAAUCUGACGGACCUGGGGAGCAAUGGCUCGAACGAGACGAUCAAAUCGUCCACGACGACGCCUCCGAAGUCCUUCGCUUCCUUGAUGCUCGGCAGAAUACAGAGAGACGCAGAUGGUAGGAAGACGACCCUGCUGGUGUCGGUGACUCCCUUCGGCGGAGACGAGUCUGUGCCUACCGCGAAAAGGCCUAUCGAUCGAAAGAUCAAUACGAUCAACUUGCAAAGCAGUCCGUUCAAGUGCAAGUCUAGCAAUGGAGGAUUGUCGGAUAACACGGCCGAAGCCGCGAAGAAACUCAACGGAGCGGAACGCAAGAAGACCGAUGAACAGGAACAGAAGCAUUCUCCGGAAUUGGAGAAGAUCAUGGACAUGCCGUUGAUUACAUCCGCGAAUAUGAUCUCCGUCGUACGGAAGGAAAGCACGACGGGCACCGCCAAUGUGCUGGACGCGGAGAAAGCAGCGGAGAUGACGCAGAGAUGCGCACAACUCUGCAAACCCGACAAGAGAAACGCCGUCCUCCCCCGCAACAGCGUUCCAACGGUGAAAAAGACUGAAGCCGAGGCGUCAAGGAUACUCGCGCAAUCCGGGAGUGUGGGAGAAAGCGACUAUGUAAAGAGGACGGUAGCGAAGAAGAGCGAGUGUCCGAAACGCGAAGAGGAGGCGGAGGGGGUCGAGGUCGCCUCGACGCCUUCGAAGAACGACGAGGCACCGGAGAGCGAUCGUUCGAUGAACGUCGCCGGCAAGGACACCACCAACGACACCGACAACAUCAAGGUGGACUCGUUGCUGCGAGAGCGCGAGGUCGACGGACACUGCGAGGACAUGAACGAGAAGAAAUUCUGCUUCGACAGCAGUCGGGAGCUCGCGGGAGAGCCAGACGGCAAGGCGGAUGAGGAGGAAGUGACGGAACCGCCGGCGCUGCCAACCAGCCCGCCGCCGAUUGUAACCACCGAGCCCAGACCCUCUUUCCUGCAUGGCGGCGUUAUUAACGAUUCGAAAGCAAAGCCCGCGGUGCCGCAGAAGCCCCUGACCUUUUCCGCAAAGCCGAGCUCGGCCGACGCUCUGCUCACUGUGAGGAAAAUUUCCAACGGUGAUUACGUGCUGCCGCCGCCGUCGGUUCAAAAUGUCGCCAGCAGACCCGCCGUUCAGAAUUUCAGCGCGCAAGAGAUAGGCUUGCGACGUUCGUUGAAGAAGAAUAGCUCGAACGAAGUCGAACAGGUCUCCUCGAAUGCGAAUCCAAAUGCGGCGGAAUCCGAGGGCCGGGCAAAAACGCUGUCAAAGUCUACCUUUACGCCGUUAUCCACCUCCACGAUAACCUCGUCGACGCUGAGUCUGUCGAAGAAUUCGACGGAGAACGGGGAAGUGGUGGAUGAGAAUGUUGCGGUAAACGAAGACUUCGCGGAAGUGACUCCGGUUUCCGUGUCCACCAUGGAGCUUGUACGCUCGCCGAACAAGAGGAGGAUGGCGCCGCGGCCGCCGGCCGUGGAAUCCACGGAGGAAUUACCAAUCUCUUCCCUGUUCGCCAGGAACCCGGGAGCAUCGAACUUGAAGUCCGACUCACCCGUCGUGCGCGAGAAGGAAAAGCGCGAGAGAUCGUCCUCGUGCAGCCCGAAGUUCCGCAAGGCGGUUUGCGACCUGCCGGACCCGACGAGCGCCAGCACGAAGCAGACGGUCGAGUCCACUUCCAGAAGAACAAUAUCCCUGUCGCAGGACAGUUUAACGACCGAGAAGGAAGUGCGAGAGGAGAAGAAAAGGACCAGAAACCGGAAGGGUUUCUCCCUCAAGAGGUUCCUAAGGAUGGGUUCGAGGAAGGAUAUGGACAUGAUCAGCGGGCAAACGUCGGGCGCGAGGACUGACGAGAUUCCGUCGACGCCGCAGCCGAAGCCGCGGCUGGAGAUCAUUCAUCCGCUGGAGUUAGACGGCGCCGCCGUGGAGGUGGUGGGAAAUGACCGAGUGACCGGUAGUAAGAUCGGCGAGGACCAGACCGACUCCUGCGGUGUCAGGAGCGAUGGAACAAGAGCUGCGCGAUUCCCGCCGCCAUCAGCGGCGAGGCCCGGGAAACCUCCUCCGCCACCGAGGAAUCAGUCUCUAGAGGACUGGUCCAAAUUGGACCCGGCGAACAAGCCGGUUAGGCCGCCGCCGCCUCGCGCGGAAGCCACGAAACUGAACGUCCCUGCCAGAACUGACAAGACAUCUUCCAAAUCUACCUGGAGGCCAACAGCCACGACGACCUCGGACUCGAUUUACGCGAAUCUGGCAGCGGAGGAUGUUACAGGUGAGGUACGCAGCGCUCUGGCACCCUCGAAACCCCAAAGAACUGCCAGUAUGAGAGACCGAGUCAUCUCCCAGCUUGUCCCGAAGAGGCAUGACAAUCAGGAGCAUCAGGAUUAUGACGGGCUCGCGACCGUGCGACCCACUUCCGACUCGCCGACGUCCAACGAUAGCCACGUGUACGAAUGUCUCUCCAGCUCACCCGAGUGCGACUCAAAUCUCGAGCUACGACACGGGGUCGGCGUCGGAGGCGGAUUCCGCGCUGCCUGCAAGAGGAAGUCGGAUAGUAGCGCGAUGGAGAACGGGGCGGAGAUGAAAUUCCAUCAUCAGCCGUUCGUCAGGUCGACCUCAUUGCCGUACUGCGGCAGCGAGACCGAGAGCGAGCUUUACGCGCCGUACACCUUUUACACGGGCGAUGAGGGUGCGGAGGAGGAUCAGGACUGGAAAAGCAGGGACGACGAGCCAAGGAUGAGUCGCCUGAGGCAACGCAGAGGACGUAGCAUCGUUCACCGAAGCCUCGAGGAUAAUUACGGAGCGGUGGUCGUGGCGAAUCACGAAGCGCUCGCCCAAUUCCUCGAGCAGGAAAAUCAAAUGAUGCAGUUGCCAGUAGGUUUACGUGCUCUGAAAAACGCAAAUCCGCGUUUGAAGCAUUUCAACAUUGACGCUCUGACACCCGUCUUCGUCGGCAGGAGGAUAUUCUGUCCGGCGACAUGGAACGACCAAACCGUCACCCUCUGCAUAACGUUCGAUUUAGCCGUGCCUACGCCGCAAAGGGACUUUUACCUGUCGUCUAUAAUAGAAUUCGUAGAUACAGUACCGAAAGAGAUUAUCGAGAAGGUUCGAUCAUCGGGUAACGAGGAUAUGGAAGCGACAAUUUCGGUGUUCCCUCGUUUGCACGUGGCCACUGUACAAUCGUUCGGGACAAUGUCAAAGGAUGUGAACAAUGAAGGUACAAGCCGGGAAGCUUCAUUCGUGCUGCUUCAGCUCGUGAACGCUCUGAAGAGUCUUCAGGCACGUGGGAUCGAGGACACCAGCAAGUCCCUGAACGACGUUGUACUCUGCAGAGAAGACAAGGAUAUCUGUUAUCGGCUGUAUCUGCUGCAAGGGAGGUUAAACAUAGACCCGUGCGAUGAGCCUGGCGAGGAACGGGUCUCGCUAUGCGAAUGUGCUUUAAUAGCGUUGCAGCAGUUGCGUCUCACGGGCGAGCUACCUCUCAUACGAGAUCUGUUGAUAUGUGAGAAAGCGGUUACCCUUUCGCAGGUGAAGUCUGUACUGGAGUUUUCACUGUGGGGCCCGGCCGAUGUGCCUCUCGGUGGCCCGCGUGAAAGAGAAGUAGCGCUUCAGAGGUGGCUCGAUCUUGAGAGAGCGAAUGUGCUGCACGCUCUUGUCAAGACGAAGACAGCUCUCACCGUCACCGAUGAAUAUCAGCUGUUAUUCCUGGUGCGAACCACUGCCAAGAUUAUGAGCGAGGCGUCGGUACUGCUAGAUGAGCAACGUAAUCGUCUGACGCGAAGAGAUUGAUGUUCCCCGCCGUACAUUUGUAUCGUGAUUCAUUAUGUGAAUGUUUAAUACGUUUGCUGAAGGAGAUUUACUAUUUAUUGGUAAACGUCAAAAGAAGAGAUAUUUGAAGUAUAUCAAACACAAAGAUGAUUCACAACAAAAAGCGCGCUAUAAUAACGUAAUAAUAGCUUUGCUUUCUACUUGUAUAGUCGAUAGUCCGAUUUUUUUUUAUUUUACCACUUUAAGCGUUAAAUAUAUUUUUAAGCUGCAGAGUAUUCAUGUAAUUAACGCAUGUUAACGUAAAACUUUAAUCGUACGUUUGUCGGUGAUGAGUAUAUAUUUUUUAUAUACAAAAAAUAUAUUGGCAUAUAAGUAGCUAUAUUGUUAAUUUUUAAGCAACAGCUCGAUAUUAGAAAUGCUUAGAAUUAUAUGCUCGCGCGCGUAUGAUAUUUUUAUAAUGAAAUAAGUGUUUAGAGGAACGUGCCAAUGCUCAAUCGAAGUGUGAUUCCGCGUGUACGAUGCGCGAUCGUUUUAGAAAUAAUUCUUUCACAUCGUUAUCAGCAAAUGACAAUUGUUUAGAAAUGUUUAUAAAUAUUUUACACCAUGUUUGUUUAUACAAAUAAACGUAUUAAUCACC